Molecule: messenger RNA, 9540 nt
Organism: Gryllus bimaculatus (two-spotted cricket)
Lineage: Eukaryota; Metazoa; Arthropoda; Insecta; Orthoptera; Gryllidae
Source: the annotation of a GenBank genome assembly
AUGCAGCCGGGGUGUCUGCGCAGCGGCCUGCCGCAAGCUCGUUUGGCUCCCCCGUCCGCGCCCCAGAUUCCAGCUGCAGCCCUCGGAGGCGGGGGUGGCGGCGAGCCCGCGGCCUCAUCUGCGGAACUGGACGUGGCGGCCCUCGACGACGUCUACUGGCUGGAGGACUCGCGCGCGCGCGCGCUCCUCGGCAAGGACUUUGUGGCGUGGACGGCCGCCCGCCAGGCGCUGCCCACCUCCAAGGACGACCUCUCGCAGCUCAAGGCAGAGCUGUGGAGCGCCGUGGUCAAGUCCACCCAACACGAGGACGCGUGGACUUGGGGCGGCAUGCUUGUGGUAUCUGUCAGCGUUGCUGGCCUGGUUACUUUGGCUGCAAUGACCCAGCCAGCCCUGGCACCUGAAGCAAAACACACCCUGCUUCAGUAUGUGACAGGAAAGUACCUGCUGCCUGGGAAUUGUAAGGUGAACUUUGAAUGGGAUGAACCACAAGUUGUGGGGGAAACCAUGACUUUUACUGUAAAGUUCUACCAACGUAACGGACAGCCCUACCCAAUCUGUGAUACUGACAACCUGUUUGUGGAAGUGACAGAAGGGGCUCGGCGUGUUGCUACAAUCGCAGAACUAGGAGGCACCGAUCCUAGUGCUGCCAAUGUAGCUGUUGUAAAGUUCACUGUGCGGCAUGCUGGCCAGUAUCGUAUAUCAGUACUUAUAGGCUCAUGCCAUGUACAAGGAAGUCCCUUUAUCAAACAUUUUCUACCAGGUCCACCUGACCCGAAUAAGACAGUGUUUGUACGCCACAGCUCAACUGUGGUUUGCACUGCAGGGAUUCCUCAUUCCCUUACCAUAGAACCCAGAGAUGAAUUUAACAACUUGUGCCAGUUUAAACCCGAAGAUGAUCCCACCCAAGGCUACACCAUGUCUGUGACACAGUGUUAUCUGGCUGUGGUGAGACAGGCUAGUAAAAGGGCCUUCGGAGAGUGGGAUGGUGUUCCAACAGUGCAAGAGGCAUUGAAGGGUAUUGAGACUGCAUUACGAUACUUUGACACAGAGAACAAUGCAGACUCAAGCAUGAAGAGAGCACAAACUCUGGAAAAAUUACUAAUGAAAAAUGAUAGGCAUGAACAAAUUGGAUGCCUGGAUUCUGUUCCCUGUGGAGUAGCUUUCGACUAUGACCAAUCAUCUCAUCGUAUUAGUUUACAAGUUCGCUUUUCAUCAGAGGGGUGUUAUCAUGCAACUGUGUCAUACCGUGGUGUGGAAUUGCAUAAUGGUGACUUUGAUAUCAUUGUUUUAAGUGGGAGCGACGCUGCUCUAGUCCAGAAAAAUGUGGCGUCCAAAAACCAUAAUAUAUGUUACGAAGCACGUCUUGUGAGUGUGCAGGGUGAACGGCUUACUAAACCCAAGAAAGUAUUUUGUUAUGUGUCUCCUAAACAGUUAACUGUCAAGGAGUUCCUGCUCAAAUUUAUUCCAAAGAGACUUGUAACCUUCCGCUUGUGCCCUUCCACAAAGUUUCAUUUUCAAAGUAACAAUAACCAGUAUAAUCAACCUUCAUUUAUUGUGGAUGAUGGUUGUCAGCCUAAAGUGGAAUUAAUAGCCAAAGAUCGGAAUGUGAUUGCAGCCACAUUCACACAUUUUCUUUUGAAAAACAUUGGAGGCUCCGAGACAUUCAAAGAUAAACAAGAUUUCUUUUAUCAUGAAGUUCGGAAAUACCAUCAAAAGCAUUAUCAUGAAAAAUUACCCAUGAAGAUUCAAAGAGAAAAAUUGUUGGAAAGUCUUGAUUGGGGAGGAGUUAGAAGAGAAUGGUUUGAACUUGUUUGUUCGGCAUUGUUUGAUGCACGUAAUUCCCUCUUUGUUGGUUUUUCGGAAAGCCAACAGGCUUUAGUGCAUCCAAAUCCUCAUCGACCUCCUCAUCUCAAAUUAAAACAUUAUGAGUUUGCGGGCCGAUUGGUGGGAAAGUGCCUGUAUGAAUCAGCUUUAGGUGGAUCAUACAGACAAUUAGUGCGAGCUAGAUUCACUCGCUCAUUUUUGGCCCAAAUUAUUGGAUUGAGAGUACAUUACAAGUAUUUUGAACAAGAUGAUCCUGAUUUGUACCUGAGUAAAGUGAAGUACAUACUUGAACAUGAUGUUGAAGAUAUGGAACUUUACUUUGUUGAAGAAGAGUAUGAUCGCUCUGGACAACUUCUGAAGGUUGUAGAAUUAGUGCCUGGAGGCAGUAAAAUUCGUGUUCGCAAUAAUACGAAACAUCAGUACCUUGAUGCACUGGCCCAGUACAGGUUGGCUACAUGUCUAAAAGAUGAAAUUGAACAUUUCUUGAAAGGUCUCAAUGAACUUAUACCAGACAACUUGUUAAGUAUUUUUGAUGAAAAUGAACUUGAGCUGCUCCUUUGUGGUACUGGUGAAUACAGCGUGGCAGAUUUUCGAGCUCAUCAUGUGGUCAAUGGUGGUUCCCCCGAGUUCCGUCGCAUCCUUGACUGGUUUUGGACUGCUGUUGCCAAUUUCACCCAGGAAGAAAUGGCACGACUCUUGCAGUUCACAACUGGCUGCUCCCAGCUUCCUCCUGGAGGAUUCGUUGAGUUAAGCCCACGAUUCCAAAUAACAGCAGCACCAACAUUUGGAAAUCUCCCUACUGCUCACACAUGCUUCAAUCAACUCUGUUUACCAGAUUAUGAGAGCUAUGAACAAUUUGAGAAAGCCUUGCUUUUAGCCAUUAGUGAGGGCACCGAAGGCUUCGGUAUGAUCUGAGGCUUGAAACUGCUGAAGCAUAGAUGUUUGAGUGAAAUAUCUCCUUUGAGCAUUUUGAGGAACAAGUUCCCUAGGCCAGUUGCCAUUCUUUACUCAUAAGAGAGAAGCAUACUGCUGCACACAACAAGAAUUGUUAACCAUUCAGUGAAAAUUUUGUUUUACAUAUUGUCAAAAUGUCAUGUCAAAGAUUAUGUAAUUUGUUUUAUUUAUGUAUUACUCUGAUACUAAUUGAUUGUAUACUAAAAACAAGGAAUGUUUAAAUAAAUGCAAUUAGUGCAUUUUAAAAUUGCUUGCUUCAGCUGCCUUUUUCAAAAAAAUAAUGAAGAGUAAUAAAUUACAUUUAAUUCUAUAUUGUUUAGUUGGGAGAUGGUUCUCUUUUUGGAAAAAGAAUUCAAAUUGUCCUGAAGGUGUGCAAAUAACUGGUAUUAAAUUACUGGUAAUAUAUGAAACAAGAGUUUCUUGGGUUUAAAAUAACAAUUUUUUAGGUUUCUAGCUUUCAUCAAAAUACAAUUUCUUUGUUCAUUUACUUCAGUCAGAGAACAAUGGUAUUUUUGUUGUAUUACAACCCAAGAACUAAGGCUUUACUUGUUGCUUUGUAUUUUGGGAAAAUACGAUUUGUCACAUGCAACAUGUACAUUGUAAUUUCUGUUGGAAAAUGAUACAGGAAAAACAUUAUUUAGUGAUUAGCCAUUGGACCAUGGGCUGAAACAAUUUAAUAUUCGUAAUAUCAAAAAGACUUUUAUAGUAAAGUAAUGCAAAUAAAUGCGAUAUUGGUGCUAAUAUCAUUCUGAACUGUGAACUUUUUCCUUUUCUAAGCCAAAAAAAUUAUUUUGAUUGAAAGUACUUUAUGUAGCAUAGGUUGUCCAUAAACUUUGACAUGUGUUAAUCAGGGAUAUAUAAAUCUCCUGGUUUAUUAUUACAUAAUUGUAUUCUCAGUGAUGAUGCCUAUACAAGAGUGUUGCAGUUAGAAAGCAGAAUGGGAGGAGUUCAGAUGAUAUCUACUAGGCUGCCAUGUUAAGUUAUGAAUAGCAAUUGUGUGAUGGUAGAACAGUAACCCAUUGUAAAAAGUUUUGGUCAAUACCCUCUUGACAAAUAUACUCUUCCCUCUGCCCACUACAGUGACACUUCUGUGCCUAUAUACUUAAAAUCAAAGUGUCAUUGAAUGUAGGUUUAAUAUUCAUUAUGUACAUGUUUUAUGAAUGACUGUAUUCCAGUAGUCAAAUAAAAUACUUCAUUGUAGUUAUUAUGUUCUUCACUAAUUUUUAACGACUCUCAGUGCAUUUGUAGUUGCACACCUCACGUAAAUAACAUUAACAUCAAGAGUACGAGAAUUGAAUUUUAAAUGAGUAGUUUUCAACAUCAGUAUAAAAUUAGAAUUUGAGACAAUGUUCCUUUAAACAUUCCAAAAUAAUCUACAUUCUUACCCACCCGUGUAAUUGCCAAUUGCAAAAGAAACCGAUUCUUCUUCUAGUCAUGGUGUUGGCAGUUGUGAACAGGGACCAUAGUUGUUGAGUUACUAGGCACUGCAGCUGCUAGGGAUCAUGGGAACUGACUGAGGAAGUUCUAGUGACUGUUGACUAGUCAUGAACAUUCCGUUGUGUCCUUUUCAUUUGCUCAAGCAAGACAAAGCCUGUAUGCUGUACAUACAAUGAAUUGUGUCUCAGUCGUUUAUAUUUUGUGAGGAUCAAAAUCACCCUUAUAUAAAAUUGCAAUUUUUCCAAACUGUAGUUUUCUGGUCAUAAAUCUUGGCUUUGUUUUGACUAAUAAAAUCAUGUUAAUGAGAUGUUGGAAAAAAAUAAAUACCAGUAAUUGUAGCUCUGUAGCAACUAGGCUAAUAUUAAUUCCAAAGUAUCUUUCAACUUUAUUUAAGAAAUUUCUUAAACAAAUUAUUCACAAUCUAUUGUAUCAUACAGACUUGAACUUGUAUUGGCAAAUUGCCAGCUUUAACAGUAAGGAUCCAUGUUUCUAGUGUAAGCUAGAAGAUGCUGCUAAUUGUGAAAUUGCUUUCAGUUAAAGUUUUCUAAAAAUGUUAAAAAGAAUGAGGUUUGAAAUUUAUACUCAUACAUUUUCAUAGUAUUUGUAAUAUUGAUUAUUUUUUAAUCAUACAACUAUUUUGGAGGCAGUGCAGUGUCUGGUGUACAGCACAAUUCUUACAGGUUUGCAUGCACUUCAAAUCUUCCCAGUGUACAGGAUUUGUAGAUUGUGGAAUUCUUUUGAGUCAUUAUUUUGAGGUGAAUAUUUUACCAUGUCAGGUUUCAAUCGGAGAAUGAUAAAUUAUAUUUAAAAAAAUGUUUACUAUCUCUAUGGCACUGAAAUAAUGAGAAAUGUACAUAUUAUAAGUCCACUUACUUGAGUACAUAAUUCUUAGAGUGUAUUUUAUAUUCAGAUAUAAUUUAGGCCAGGGUUGCACAACUUGAACCCUCAUAACAUGCUAGUCUGGUUCAGUAAUGCCCAGGCAAGAAAGACUUGCCCCAACACACCACAACAUCCUGGAUCACAAGCUGAUGCAUCAUAACGCUGAGACCACUGAAUGUGUAGCCCUGAUUUAGUAUUGUGUAUUAAAUUAUAAUUAAUUUAGUAAAAGGUAUUGAAAUGUUUAGUUAUCAUGGUAAAAUGAACAUCUUUCAUUUUCGCAAUACACAAGAAAAUGCAGCUAAUUAUUUAACAUAUAUGUAUCAAUAUGUAUGUAAAUUGAAGAAUGUGUAUUUGAAACCUUUUACCUGUAUUGUUUGAUCUUAGGAGUUAGGUUGAAUGCAAAAAUGAUGCAAGUUAAUUGCUAAUACAGUUGUGCAAUUCUGUGAAGGGUUGCACAACAUUAUCUUCUGAUUUAUCAGAAAAUAGCAUUGACUACAGUGAGAUUUUUAGUAAUUGUUACGAAUUGUUGCUCCUUCAAAAUAAAUGUAUUUUUUAAAUAUAUAUUACCUAAAGUUCUCCCUCAAUAGAUGAUUAAAAUUUUACCAAAAGGUUUUCAAGUAUAUCCGAUGUAAAUUCUAGAUUUACUUUGUGAAGUUUAAGCAAAAGAUAUAAGUAUUUAAUUUUCUGGUUUUGAAAUGUUUUUGUGCAAAUAUUUCAAAGAAAAUAUGGAAUGUUCUUGGUUUUGAAACAACUCUUUGAAUCUUCGUUCAAUAUUUAGUUAGUUAUUAGUACCCAUUUAUACCCUAGCAUUUUUAAUUUUCUAUUUUUAACUGCAUGUCAUUUGCAAAAGACUCCUCAAGGUUAGAAUAUUCUGAUAUUCAGGAGUAUAUUGAUACUUCAAAAAUUUCUGUAUUUCAAUUGUAAUCUGGAAUUCUUUAAUUCUAAAAUUUCUAUCAGUUUCUGUGCAUGUAUUCACAUAUACAUCCAUAAAGCAUGCAAUAAUCCAUGGUUUUAUAAUUUUAUAUUUCUACUUUUUAGAUGAUUAUAUUUUAUUAAGUUGCACUUUUAUUUGAAUAAUAUUUGUGAUGCAUUAAGCUGAUGUAUCUGUUAUUCUUGCGUAAUUGAAUCUUUGUACUUUUCCACCUAUUAAUUCAAUGCUUCUACAUUUCCAUGUUACAAUUAAAAGAAGAUAAUAUUUUGAGGAUUGAGUGCAGCAAAAUCCAACGGGAUUACCAUUAUUGUGUUAUUAUUUCCUGUGUGAGGGUUUUUUAAUUUAAUUUUAUUUUAUUUUGUAGAAUCAACUGUCAAGUUUAUGUAUACUUUUCAAAAUAAUACUUUUAACAGCACUUCUCUCAUUAAAAAUAGUGUUAGAUUCACAUAAUAUUUUUGGUUAAAAGAGAAGUUUAAACAAAAUUUCUCCAGAAUUUUCACUUUUAUUUUAAUUAAAAUACUUCACUAAAAUCUGCAGACUUUUUGUUUUGUGUGUGUAUAUAUUGUAGGAGUUGUUUUACGUAAUGUAUAGAUAGAUGAUAGUGACUAGUAAUUUUCGCUCAGUUUUGCAGGUGAUACUUUCAUGUUCACGCUUAUUGCAACAAGUAUCUCUGGUUGUAUAUCAUAGCUUCUACUGACCUAAACAUUGAUAUGUCUUCUAUUUUUAAUAAAAGAAUGAUUCUUUAGAAUCUUAAAAUGAUAUUUUCAACAAAUACAUAACGGUUUGCAUGAAAUUCAAAAUUUGCCCGAUAGUAAUGGUCAAAGAAUUGAAACUUACAUGUACAUUAAUAUUAUUUCUAAUUUACAGAAUGAAAAAGAUUUUAGUUUAAAUUUGGAGGUUUUUUUCUUGUAAAUUUGGCAAAUGCAAAAGUUUCAAUAACAAAUGGUUUUCCUUAGAAGUAGUGUUCUUUUCUCUUUCUCUUCCAUUUUUCAUUUAAAUCUGUUGAGUACAUGCAUUGGAAAGAGUGUGCCAAUCAAAGAAAAUUAUACUUUACUAAUCUUUUGGAGUUAUUAUUGAUCUCAUUAGAAGGCAUUUUGUACUGCACACACUGCACUACCUCUGAUAUUUAAAAAAAACAACUGGUUAUUUAUUGCCUUCUACUCUGGAGGAAUUAGAUUUUGUAAUGUUAAUUGUAAUUCAUUGAAAAGAAUGGGAAGUUAUAAUUUAUCUUUCAAUUACCAUAAGUUAGAUUUAUCAGUGAAAGUAAUCUCAGUAGUCUGAAUUAUUGAUUAUCUGUACUUAAAUAUAUAUCAUUAAGUCAACAAGUAAAACCCUUUAGUAAAGCAAACAAAGAAUUAUAGAAUCUUACUUCAAUCUUUUUCAUUAAACAAUAUUUGCAUUUUUCUUUUCUCCAUUUCUAUUCAUAGUAAUUCAAUGGUUAUAGCACACUUAUAUGAUAAAUUAAAGUUUAUUUAAAAUAUGUUGCAUACAUCCCUUGUGCUGAAAAAAAAAACAUUGCAAAACAGAAAAUGUUAUAUGGAGUAUGUAGUAAAUAAAGAUAAAAAUGAGAUUUUCCUCUUAUUCCUCUAUUAUGAUAAUUUUUGUCUAAUUCAUCCAAUCAUGCUUCAGUCAAAGUAUUUGUUAAACGUUUAUUUGCUAUUAACUUUAAAAAUUGAAAUGUAUCAUUUUUAUGUACUUGGAAGUACCAUUCUAUAAUAUAUUUUAAUGUCCACUAGCAUUUGUUUAGUAACUAUAAUGGCAUGAGUUAAAUUUGAAAGCACCAUACCAAGAAAUACAUAUUUUGGCAUUGAUUUGAGAGAGAAAAAAGAAAAAAAUAUAAUGUUAAUUUUGUUUAGAAUUAAAGUUUUAUUUAAACAGGGAUGCCAAGACGUAAAUAAAUUCUUGACUUUGUAGGAGAUGGCAUGUCAGACAAGAAAAAAAUUUGAAAUUUUCAAACGUAUCUUUUUAUAAUUGUAGUUAUUGCAGUUUUUUAUUUCUACGUGAAUUCUUUUGUGUUUACAAAAAAGCUACAGGUGAAUAACCAAUCAUUAGCAUUGCCCAGGAAGUAAAAUGCACUGUCUAGAGAUGAUUAUUUUGUUUCUUUAUUAAAAAUCACUUGUUUUCAGUCAUUGCGAGUAUGAGAAAAAUAAUAUUUGUAAAUUUCCAUCUCAAAAAUUUUCUUCAAAAAGUUUGAAGUUUUGUGAUCUAUAAACAAUCUUUUUUUCUUUUGAGUUGUUUGUAUUGAAAAUGUGUCUACAGCAUUUUUUUCAUUUACAUUUUUUAAUGUGUUCUAUUUUAUACCAUUAUUUUUCUUGGUAUGUGUACUUCUCAAGUUUGUAUGUAGUUUUUCACAAAAUAAAAAACAAGAAAAAACGUUAUAUUAUUUCGUGCUUUAUAUACCUAUUUUAUUUAGUAGCAUAAAAUAUAUUUUUCUAGAAAUUCAAGCACUCCUAUGCAUAAUUUGUCAUGGACCUGUGUUAAUUCGCAACUCCAUUUUAGAAAUAGUAAUUUUCAUCACCUCUUUUGGAAGAUGUUUCCUUAAAUACUUAGGGAGGUAACACUGUGAGAAUGCUGAUAAAUGGCAUCAUAUACCUUUAUAUUACUGUCACUGCAGUGAUUAGAAGAUUUUGAGAGUGUAUAUGCUCACUGAGUUCUCAAAUUGACAUUUUAUGUAGUAAUUUAAGAUUAUAAUGCCUGACAUUUAAGUUUUUGUGCAUAUUAAUCACUACUCUUGGGUACAAAAGGAGUCAUGACUACUUGUUUUCACUUUUGGGAUUGUGUGUUUAAUACAUUAUAUUUAUUUAUUGUUUUAUUAAUAUGGUAUGUACUUUCAUAUACAAUUAUUUCAAGCUUGUGUGGAUGUGAAAAUGUAAAUACAUAUGUGUGGUGAAGUGUUUGCAUAAAUUGUAUAUAAAAGUAUUCUAGAAUAUGUGAGGAAGAGUAAGCUUUGCAGAUAUAUUUACGAUAUUGUGUGCUAAAUAAAAAUACGUAAUACAUGCAAUAAUUAUAUUUCUAUUGAUUGUAAAUUUCACAUUCAUAUGCAGAGUACAUUUAUAUCCAUAUUUUCACUCUUUGUUAAAAAACAAUCUUGUAAUUAAGUUUAUGUGGCAAAACCUUUUGUCUUCGUUGAUAAAAGACUGGAAUCACCUUAAAAUAUGUUUCUGAGGUUUGAAAUCUAGUUGUGACUUGUAUUGCAAAUGUACCCAAGGGUAAUUACAGCCAUGUGCCAUAAUCUGUCCAUAGUUUAUAUACGUAUGCAUAUAUGUGUAUGUAUAUUUAAAUCUACUUGCCAGCCUGGAGAAUUGUUAUAUUAGUGUUCCAGACAUGUGCUGUUAAUUUAAUUUGCUUUCUAGAUAUGGAAGUAUUUUGUGUGCAAAAUAUUCAAGGUUAUAAUCCUCUUCUAGUUGACAAUAUUUAUGAUUAUAGCAAUAAAAUAUGAAUUACAAGAAAGAGGAAAUAUUUAUAUAAAUAUAUAUAUAUAUUGUAUAGAACAUGUUAUAUGAUAAUGUAAAAAU